AACACCCCCCCCCCCCAAAAAAAUUUCCCCCCCCCCCCACAUUAUCCCCCCCGGGGGGUUUUAUUUUGGGGGGGGGGGGGGGUACAUAUUAAAAUAAAAAGAUAAAAUCUAACCUAGUUCACAUCGGUCUACAAUUAGAUUAUAUAUGUAUAUCGUUCGCUUUCGCUCUUAUCAUCGUUAUACUGUAGUAGUAGUAGUAGUCAAAGAUAGUUUAUUAAAUUUCAGAAAAUAACUAUUUGUCUAGUUCAUGAUGAUUCACUGAUUCACCUUUCCUUUUCCAGGCUUGCCGUGAUUUGUUGAAUUUUUUCCGUUUAGAUUAAUGCAAAAACAUGCGAUACCAUCAUAUGUUUAAGGCAUACUCCAGUGGAAUUAUUGCGUUUAUGUCAAGAAUUGAUUUCAAUUGUUGUGGGCGUUGACACCAUCAUGCAACACUAUCGUUCAAAACAGUUAUAUGGAAAUAGUGCUAGUAGUGGUAAAAACAGCAUUGGAUCAAAUAGUGUAAAUCCCAUAAAUGAAAAUGAUUUUAUCACACUACAACAAUCAUUAACCGAAUCAUGUCCGUUGAAAACUACUCCAUCGUUAUCUUCGGUAUUUCCAUAG
This is a messenger RNA of Didymodactylos carnosus, 600 nucleotides long. Lineage: Eukaryota; Metazoa; Rotifera; Eurotatoria; Philodinida; Philodinidae. The record is from the annotation of a GenBank genome assembly.